Molecule: messenger RNA, 1434 nt
Organism: Fusarium mangiferae
Lineage: Eukaryota; Fungi; Ascomycota; Sordariomycetes; Hypocreales; Nectriaceae
Exons: 2
Coding region: 1-1434 (477 amino acids)
Molecular function (GO): succinate-semialdehyde dehydrogenase (NAD+) activity
Source: RefSeq, a predicted model, not a curated record
AUGGCGACCAAGCUUCAUACUGUGCCUUUCCUCAUCAACGGCAGCGAUCACACCAGUGAAAGGGCUGUUGAUGUCGUGUCUCCCGCCAGCGGCGAGGUCGUCCACCGCUACCACAGUGCUGACGUCAAGGAUGCCAAUGCUGCUGUCGAGGCUGCUGCUGAGGCUUUCAAGUCAUGGCGCAAGACAAGGCCUAGUGAGCGCCGGGAUCUCUUUCUCAAGGCCGCCGAGAUUAUGGAAAAGCGACGUGAUGAGCUCCGCAAGUACUCCAUGUCAGAGACUGGUAGCGAUGCUACCUGGGCCGAUUUCGAUAUUAGCACAGGCAUUAGCCAUCUGAAGGAAGUUGCCGGUCGUAUAGGAACACUGGAGGGCGCCAUUCCCACUGUGUCGGAUCCCAACACAACCGCUCUCGUCUUGAGAGAACCUUAUGGUGUCGUUGUAGCAAUUGCGCCAUGGAACGCCCCUUAUAUUCUCGGCACAAGAUCUGUUGUUUUCCCCAUGGCCGCUGGUAACACAGUGGUCUUCAAGGCCAGUGAGAUUUCUCCUCGAACACUCUGGGCUAUUGCCGAUGUGUUCAGAGAGGCAGGACUCCCUGAUGGUGUCCUUAACGUCAUCUUCCACGAGAGAGCCAAUGCUGCAGCAGUCACCGCCGCAUUGAUUGAGCACCCUGAAGUCAAGAAGAUCAACUUCACCGGCAGCACACCUGUUGGCCGUAUCAUCGGUAAGCUUGCAGGCGAGAACCUCAAACCUGUUAUUCUGGAGUUGGGUGGCAAGGCCCCAGCUAUCGUGUGGGAGGAUGCGGACCUCGACCUCGCCGCGCUGCAAUGCACCCUUGGAGCGUUCAUGAACUCGGGGCAAGUCUGCAUGUCUACCGAAAGGAUCCUUGUGCACAAGAAUGUCAAGGACGAGUUUGAGAAGAAGCUGUCGGCAACCAUCGAACAAGUCUUCUCCUCUAAGGCGGACGCACCGAUUCUUGUGGCAUCGGCUCCUGUUGAAAAGAACAAGGCCUUGAUCAAGGAUGCCAUUUCUAAGGGAGCCUCCCUGGUUCACGGAAACCCUGAUGUCGAAGAGUCAAGCAAGACCCGUAUGAGACCAAUUGUUGUGAGAGAUGUCACCACAGAAAUGGACAUUUAUAAGUCGGAGUCCUUUGGCCCUACGGUUUCUCUGAUGGCUAUUGAGACGGAGGAGGAAGCCAUCAAGAUCGCCAACGAUACCGAGUACGGCUUGAGCUCUGCUGUAUUCACGUCUGACCUCCAGAGAGGUCUCCGAAUUGCUCGCGAGAUCGAGACAGGUGCUGUUCAUAUCAACAAUAUGAGCAUUCACGAUGAGAGCGGUCUGCCUCAUGGAGGAGCCAAGGCUAGUGGAUAUGGCCGUUUUGGUGCAUCUGCUGGUCUUGAUGAGUGGACUCGCACGAAGAACAUUACCUUUAGGAAUUGA